Molecule: messenger RNA, 4500 nt
Organism: [Torrubiella] hemipterigena
Lineage: Eukaryota; Fungi; Ascomycota; Sordariomycetes; Hypocreales; Clavicipitaceae
Source: the annotation of a GenBank genome assembly
GCCUGACCAAGCGCGUUCUCAUCACGACCUACUUUAUAGUCGGCGCCAUUUCCCAGCUUCAGCAGAAACGUCAAUGCAACAAUCGCAACAGUUCCAUACCUGCUGUGUAGAAAAAUAGGCGGUUGUUAAAACAUAUCCAAUUGUUUUAAUUCUUGCUUCUCGUUGUUGUCAGCCGCAAUCCUGGCUUUUCGACUACGACUUCGCUACCCGCCGCCACUGCGGUUCACGACGUUUACGACUUCUUAUUCCACAGCACCAGCGAUCUUUUUGACUAGUACACAUCUUUGGCGUGGAAUCAUGGCGCCCAAACAAGCAACUCUUGGCAAGUUUUUCGGCUCAAAGUCCGAUGUGCCUGUAAGACAAGCAACAUUAUCGUUCAAGACAAAGGCCGAGACCGAGGAGGAGCUUAGUGCAAAGGAAAAUGAUGACCCAGAACAAGACUCCAAGAAGCGCCUGCGCAAAACUGAAGCUACCGAAGAUAACAAGUCAUCGAUUAAAACAGAAAAUGAGGACGAAGACGACGGCCCAGUCCCGAAGCGCGCCAGACGUUCUCGAUUAAAGGUUGAGGAUGAUUCCGAUAUGGAAGACGUUGUUCCGAGCAUCGAGCCCAAGACAGAGAAUGAGUCUCCACCAUCAACAGCAAUCAAGAAAGAGGAGGAUGAGGAGUCUGUCAAGGAAGAAGUCGAAUCGGAAUCGGCCUCUGAUGAAGAUAUCGAUGAAAAGCCAGCCGUUGUGGAAAAAGCUCGCAAGCUUGCCCAAACUCAGCUUAAGGGCACAACGAAAGACCCGUACCCAGACUGGAAAGCCGGAGAACCAGUACCUUAUGCUGGUCUAUGCACAACGUUCUCUCUCAUCGAAUUGACGACGAAGCGUCUCAUUAUUAUGGAACACUGCUCCUUGUUCCUGCGACAGGUUAUGCGAUUGACCCCAGAUGAUCUGCUGCCAACAGUACUGCUAAUGAUUAACAAGCUUGCUCCCGAUUAUGCUGGCAUCGAACUUGGUAUUGGUGAAUCUCUCAUUAUGAAGGCUAUCGGUGAGAGUACUGGCCGAAGCUUGCAGGUCAUCAAGGCAGACCAGAAAGAAAUUGGUGACCUUGGUCUGGUAGCGCUCAAGAGCAGAUCGACACAGCCUACCAUGUUCAAGCCUAAGCCACUCACUGUCCGAGGCGUACUUCAGGGUUUAAUGGGCAUCGCCACUGUGACUGGCAAUGGUGCCCAGGGCAGAAAGGUGGACGGAAUCAAGAAGCUCCUUUCUGCUUCUGACGCCCAUAAUACCGGUAAAAUCGACAUUACCAAAGACAAGGGUGGCCCUAGUGAGGCCAAGUACUUGAUCCGUUUCCUGGAGGGCAAGCUCCGUCUUGGUCUGGCAGAGCGAACGGUGCUCGUAUCUCUUGCACAGGCUGCCGUUUGCCACGAAGCGUCUCUUAAGGGUAAGGUGCCCAGCACGACAGAUAUUGAGAAUGGCGAGAGUAUUCUCAAGUCUACUUAUAGUGAACUCCCCAGUUACGACGUAAUUAUCCCCGCUAUGAUGGAGCACGGUAUCAUGAACCUGCGAGAGUAUUGCAAGCUACGCCCUGGUGUACCACUGAAGCCCAUGUUGGCAAAGCCGACCAAGGCCAUUACCGAAGUAUUGGAUCGAUUCGAAAACCAGACGUUUACCUGCGAAUACAAAUACGAUGGCGAGCGUGCACAGAUUCACUAUGUUGCCAAGAGUGCUCCUCAAAAGCUGAGCAAGUCGGCUCCUGACGCUAACAAGGAAGUCGGCAAUGGUGUCGCGAGUAUUUUCUCGCGAAACUCGGAGGACCUCUCCAAGAAGUAUCCCGAUAUUCUCGCCAAGCUGUCUACUUGGGUCAAGGACGGAACACAGAGCUUCGUCCUCGAUUGUGAAACUGUUGCCUGGGAUGUCGACGAGAAGAAGGUUCUUCCUUUCCAGCAGCUCAUGACUCGCAAGAAGAAGGACGUCAAGGUUGAGGAUGUCAAGGUCAAGGUCUGUGUCUUUGCUUUUGACCUGCUCUACCUCAACGGCGACGCUGUUGUUGCAAAGUCUCUGCGCGAGCGUCGAGACUUGCUCCACGCAGCGUUUAACCCUGUUGAGGGCGAAUUCGCCUUCGCCACAUGUAUGGAUGGCCGUGAAUUGGAUGAAAUUCAAGUCUUCCUAGACGAGAGUGUCAAGGCUUCUUGCGAAGGCCUGAUGGUGAAGAUGUUGGACGGCACGGAGAGUGGAUAUGAGCCCAGCAAGCGCAGUCGUAACUGGCUCAAGAUCAAAAAGGAUUAUCUCUCCGGUGUCGGUGACUCGCUGGAUUUAGUCGUCCUCGGCGCAUACUACGGCAAAGGUAAACGCACAUCAGUCUACGGUGCAUUCCUGCUCGCCUGCUACAAUCCCAACUCAGAGAUAUACGAGACCGUUUGCAACAUUGGUACCGGCUUUUCAGAACAAGUUCUUGAAGAUUUGCACAAGCAGCUCUCGGAGAUCACUAUUGCUCGUCCCAAGCCGUUUUACUCACACUCGACGGGUGGUCAGCACCAGCCUGAUGUCUGGUUUGAGCCACGCUUUGUCUGGGAAGUCAAGACGGCCGAUUUAACUCUUAGCCCACGUUACAAGGCUGGCAGCCAUGAAGGCGUUGAUCCAGCGGGUGGCAAGGGUAUCUCAUUGCGUUUCCCGAGAUUCAUCAAGGUCCGAGACGAUAAGAAGCCCGACGAGGCAACAUCAAGCAGACAAGUUGCGGAAAUGUACCGAAAGCAGGAGAGUGUGGCAAAGAACAAGGGUCCUGCUGUAGAUGACGAUUUCGAGUAUUAGUUAUUGGGAGAUAUGUGGUCUGUUUUUGUACGGUUGUCGCAUUUGGCGUUUGAAAUCACUUGGGUGUAUGUUUUACUGUAUUAUGCGAUGUUUUUAAGUAGCAAAAAUUUGAUAUUGUACACAUUAAUUUGUCAUGAACGUAUGUAAACACUAUAACAUUGGGCUUCGAGCUUCAUUUAAUGCUGGCUCGUCAUCUUCGGGGUCGAUCAAAUCGGACAAGUUCUCGUCCUCGGUACGGCGAGUAGGACCGACAUUGCGUCGUCGGAGGCCAUCUGUCCGCAUUAUAGGGACUUCUGUGGUCCUGCGGGUUUCUUCCGCGCCGUUGAGCACAUACCAUGCAUCCUUUUUGGUAAGGAGGCCUUGUAGCACGCCUUGGUCACAGAAGAGUACGUAACGGAGUCCAAGUUUCUGGAAGUACGAUACAGCCAAAUGCAUGUUGGUGCGCGAAGGAAGAGUAAGAGGUGUUUGGUCCAUCCAUGGGCGCAAGUCUAGCGUGGUCCUGGGGUCUGCAAGAGCCUGGUGCGAGAAGAACACUUCAGCUUCAAGGGGCAGAGAUCGUGGAGGUCCAGUGGCAGUGCGGAUGUUAUAGGUGAGUUCGGCACGCGAGAUAAAUCCAAGCAAGAUAGCCUCCUGCGGAUCAGAUAUAACGGGAAAGCCGCGGUACGGAUGAGUUUCCAAGAUGAUAUUGAGUGAUGAAAUUGUGUGACCAGUUGCAGUGAGAACAACGAGGUCUUCAAUUCGGGUCAUGGCAUCCGAAGCAGGGAUGUCAGGUAUUAUCAUCUCUUCGCUGUUGUCCAGGAAGGGAUACUCGUUGAAAUGAAUCCAAGACUCGUAGAUGCCCUGGCGUGAGAAUGCAUCUCCCACCCACUUGGAAAUCAUAACGGCAACCAUGAUAGGCAAGACAUAUGUCAAGGCACCAGUCAGUUCAAACAUGAUGACAACGAUGGACACAGUCAUGCGAGUUACGCCAGCCAGUGAUGCGGCAGCGCCAAUGAUGGCGUAUGUUCCCGGUGUAAUACAGGGUACAUCAGGGGCGCAAGUUUGAAACAGGAAGAAAGAUCUGUGGUUGUCAACCCAGAUUUCCAUGAUGAUACCAAUGGCGCGGCCAAUAAGUGCACCGAUAGCCAUAGAUGGCAGGAUGAUGCCAGCAGGAAUUUGCAAGCCAAAUGUGAUAGCGGCGAGAAAGAAGCCCAAGACAGCGGCAAAGAUGAGGAGCACAAUCGUGGUGGCUGAUGCCGCGCCUGUCUUGCAGAGUCCAAUAGGGUCGUCCAGGACUUUAGAGCACUCUGAGAAGAGACUUGACACCAGUUCUGUAGAUUGAACCUUCAUGUAAAAGUUGGGAUAGUUGAUGAGCGCCGUCAGAAAAGCAACGGCCAGAACUUGGGAAACAGGGCCGGGGAGCCAGGGGUUAGCCUUCUUCCAUCGUGCUACAAUCAUGUUGGCUUUGAUGAAGAGUCCGCCAUAGACGCCCUAUGACAUGUUAGAGAAGUAUUGUCAAAGAGAAGGCAUGUGACUUACACCAAUGAUACCGAGGAUGGCAUACGGAAGGAUUUCAAAGCCGUGCCAGUCGGUGCUGUACUUGGUUUGAUAUAGCACCAGCUUGCCAGAUCGAAACGGAUCAAAGGCUUGGAGAGAUACGGCGGCUGCCAUGGCACAAACAAAGCUCUGCCACAUGGUUUUAUCUGGGAAGUAAUAUGACAGUUG